Thalassophryne amazonica is the source of this 907-nucleotide messenger RNA. RefSeq names its product relaxin-3-like. The transcript is spliced from 2 exons. NCBI's taxonomy places the organism in Eukaryota, Metazoa, Chordata, Actinopteri, Batrachoidiformes, Batrachoididae. Gene Ontology annotation, cellular component: extracellular region. Bases 533 to 847 code for a protein of 104 amino acids. Gene Ontology annotation, molecular function: hormone activity. The record is from RefSeq and is a predicted model, not a curated record.
CUUAUCACCUUUGCUAUUUUUCAAAUGGACUGUUAAUGGCCUUUUCGAGGUGGUACUAGCCUCUAUUUCCUGACUCAUUUCAGCAUAACAUACAUAAAAGUGAUGGCCUGUUUUUAAAAUCAUUGAUCUAUUUGCAUGAUAGCAGCAACAAUCACCAACAUGUUGCUAUGCAGAGAGCCAUCCCCUUGUUUUGUGGUGGGUAACAUAUCUCAUCCCAUCCAUCAGCAAACACUUUGGUAAAUCCAUGGCAAUAAAGUCCUACAGUUCUUCAAUAUCAAUACGAGCAUGUUUCCUCUUUAAAACCGAGGAUGACAUAGAUAAUGCAGGUACUCAAAGGUCUCGAUUCCUAUACGUGUUAAACGGAGAAGUGGACAUCUGCUGUUAAAAGCCAUAUGAUGGCCACUCAAGAUAACACAAUGUCACGGCUGAUAGCACAGAGGAGGACCUAAAGGUGGUGUGACAUCACUGGAGAAUGGAGAUAAAAAGGUUGACUGUGAAAGUGGUUUAGUUGACAGAAAACCAUCUCAGCUCCAUGAGGUCCAUACUUGUGCUUGUCACGCUGCUGUGCGUGCUGAGUGUGGCACAGGCUCAGGUGCAGGAUAACACUCUGCGGCUAUGUGGUCGGGCAUUUCUGCGAGCUGUGGUAUACACCUGCGGAGGAUCCAGGUGGAGAAGACUGAUGGGAGAUGAUGCACCUCUGCCAGACGGCAGCAGGGAGCCAAAGUUCAUGAGGAGUAGAGAUGCAGCGGCAGCAAUGGAGCAUCACUGGCAGGACCUAAACCAAGGCCUAAUGACGGUGUGCUGCCAACUAGGCUGCAGAAAGAGUGACCUUUCCAUGCUGUGCUAAGGAGGACAUCAUCAAUCUGUCCUGCAUUACUUUGAAAUAAACAUAAUGUUGAGAAAGUUG